Molecule: messenger RNA, 4767 nt
Organism: Leishmania mexicana MHOM/GT/2001/U1103
Lineage: Eukaryota; Euglenozoa; Kinetoplastea; Trypanosomatida; Trypanosomatidae
Exons: 1
Coding region: 1-4767 (1588 amino acids)
Source: RefSeq, a predicted model, not a curated record
AUGUCUCGGACGAAUGAUGUCGAGUCACUGCUGCUUCGCUUCCUGGAUGUGGAGAAUGGGCUACACAAGCCCACGGCUCGCCACCAAAUCUCUCCUCCACUGGCCAAUAUGACAUCUUUCGCCACCCCCGUUGAGGAGGCAGUGGCGCUGAAUGACCAUCGGGCCCGUCGCUCGUGCAGUGUUCCGAAGGCGCCGGCGCCGGCGACUGCUUGCUGCGAGAUGACGGCCCCGUCAUCUUCGCACCGUGAUCGGCGCUGCCCCAACACCCCCAGCUCGUCCGCUAGCAGCGACACGCAAGAGGAGGCAGCGACAACGCCUCGCCGCUCGAGCAGCAACCAACACGCCUUCACCCCCACUUCACUUAAAGACACCUUCGCGCGACUGCCUGUGCCGGGCGACUCGAUUCCAGGCGCGUCACCGUCGCCGCCGCUGUCGCUGUCACAUCCUGUCGUGCAGUUUCUUACUAGCGUGCAACUGCAAGGCUACGCCGACCGCCUCAUGUGUGAUCUCGGCAUUCAGUCCCUCCCAGAGUUGGUGAGGCGGAGCGCCACUUCGAAGGGUGUGGCAGCGCUGCUGGGGCCCUCUGCAUCGCUGCAGCAGCACAAUGAACUGCUGCGCGGUUUGCGACGGUGGGAACGUGAUGAGGCGCGUCGUGCCAAAGCAGAGACUGCGGAGGAGCGACGGCGCGCACGGAAGGAGGACCGCACCACCAAGGGGGUGUCCAAGGAGCUUGACACGAAUAAAUGUCGGUCACGCGCCGCCAAAGCGAACGUUCAAAGCGCGACGACCGUCUCUUCGGAGGAUGGCGGUGACCACGAGAGCGGAAGAGGAAGUGGCACCAGUGGCGAUCGGCAGUCGACGCCGCUCUUUGCCGCCCUUGACAGGUGCGUCGGCACCAGUGCAAGCGCGUGCGUUCGCCUUUGUGACGUGUGCGACUGCAUCCUGCAGUCGCCCUCGUCCACCACCGCUUUCUGCACCGCUGAGGCAGCCCCUCGUGUGCCCCCAAGCGACAGCGGCAACGUCGUCGCGUCGUCGUUGGGAACGCCGCCGGUUCCUGCAUUGUCGCCCAUGUGCUCCUCCUCGUGCCCCUCGCUUACGACGACCGCCACCCAGCUGAUGCGGCAGCUGUCGUACCGUUGCAGCCACGGUCGUCUAGCGGCGGCUCGGCGGCGUCGAGGUGGGUGGACCCGCUCUUAUUGCAACAGUCGCGGUGACCAGGGCGAGUCUCUGGAUGCGACGUCGAGGACAGCAACGAAAAUGGCGCCGUACGACGUGGAUGCGGAGGAGCUUGAUGCUGUGACGAUGAGCGGCGCGUCCAGUCGCAGCGGCAGCAACAACCGCGGAGUUAGUCAUGCAAGCGGAGUAUCUUGCCAUCUUGAGACGAGUGUGGCUCUAGCUGAGAUGGAUGUGGGCAGCGACGCUGAUGCUGCGCCGUCAGACGAGGAGAGUCUCCACAGGUGUGGGCAGCGGGUGAGCAUAUCCUCUGCCGCGGGCGUAGAGCCCUGUGAGGCGGAGGUGGGGUCGUCCUCAAAAUCGGAGGCGUUGCUGCCUCCAGCGGCGCUGUCCUCGGCUUGCUACUCGUGUGAGUCUCACUUGUCCUCCAUCCUGUGCUCGUUGACUGAGGCGGCGGAGGAGCAACCUGUCGUGCCGGACCUGAAUGGCUCUGACGGUGCCGAUGGAGAAGGACCAGCAGGCAUACGCAGGGCACCAGUUGUAUCGGAUACGCCAUGGGGUUCAUUCGGCGACGCGCUCACCGGAGGCGGCUGCGCCACUGCCGAGUCUCAUCACCACAUCCGCAACGGCCUUGUGACUACAAGCAAUAUAUCCCUCAGCGCCCUCUCCGCCCGCGCUGAGCUGCAGGUGCUUCCUCCACAAGAGCCAGCGAUGGCCCUCGUGCGUGCGAGCGGGCCACCAGUCGCGGCGGAGGCAGGUAGGGCAACAAGCGCCGACGCACACACGACCGAAGUGAAAUAUCCAGUGCCGGAUAGCGACGCAACUUGCAACGCAUCGCAGCAUCCUCCGCGCCUCAACCCUGUUGCUCUUACACACGAGAGCGCCACACAGCCGCGACAUAGCGGGCAGAGGGAUAGCUUGCUCGCGACAACUGGUGCCCCUGUCGCCGCAAGGAACGCCCAGCAGGCAUGUGCACUACUGGAGAGACGACUCGCAGACGCACGACGCCGCCUCAACGACGCGCUGCAAGAGGCGCUGCAGUCCUACAACGCCGAGGUGAAGGCCAUCCGUCAGGCAACAGCCGCGCCACUCACGGACACUGCGAUGACGAACACGUGGGUACCCCUACGUGCUGUUCUGGAGCCCAUACCUUUCUCACCACGAGCAUCAAGCGCGUAUGCCCGGAGCGCUGCAGCAGCGGAGCUCGGCACGCCCGCGGAGCUUGUUUUCUGGGUGCUAGGUCCGGAGAGCGGCAUCGACAGUGGCGAGACACACUGGUGCGCUUCCCCCGCUCCUACUGCGUCCGUGUCUGCUGCGGGUGGCGCGCUUGAUCCUGUGUGCACUGAUGAUAGGAAGGUUCUGGAAGCCAUGGCCAGCCCCGCCACCUCUGCGCGCACGACAACGCGCUCCACAGCCGCGCCGGUAGCCCAGAGCUGCCGUUCUGUGGUGGCACCCUCCGCCACGGUCGAGAGCGAGGGGCUCGCCAGCGCAGGGGGUCUUGACGCUCCGACGGCAGCAGAGUUGAUGGAGUCUCGUUCGACCAGGGACAAGGAAAGCGAAGAGGAUGGUGACGUCAGCUGCGAAAGCGUUGGUCGCUUGACGGCCGGCACGCAGCGUCUCUCGACGCACGUCAACAUGGAUGACGCCGGAAAGGCGGCGGGGAUUGCGGCGGCGGCUUCCAUCGACAAGGUCGCAGCGGAGGGGCGUGGUGACCGCACGGCUGCUUUUCUCUGGGUAUCUCAAGACUCCUCGUCGAGGAUGCGUCAGAGCUCAUACGCAGAUGCCGCUGCGGCGGACUCCAAUAGGAAAGAGAUUGUAUCGACGAGCGACGAAUGGUGGGCGGCAUACGGCAUCGACGCGCUGGAAUGCACCCAGAACAGUGCCUACAGCGAUGCCGGCGGAUGGGCUGCCUCGCCCAGCACCACCGCUGCACAUCCUCAUACUACCUGCAAUCGUGGCGGUGCGGUGUCGACUUCUCGAGUCUGCACCCCGUCACCCGCGCCGGUGGAGGUGAUCGAGCUCACCUCCGGCACUGAUGACGAGGAUGUCGACUCUCGCGGCGGCGACGACGAGCGCGACGCGCGCAGCCGCCCACCAGAUACAUCUUCUUAUCUCCACCCACAAGCUGUUCCCUCGCUGCCGCUGCCACCCUCGUCCCCACUCCGCGAUGACCUUGGCAGGGGUAUCACGGUCCCUUUGCGCACUGCGUCUACGGCGCCGAUGCCCUCAUGGCGGUCGUUGGUCUUGGACAGGCGCCUGCACGCGGAUGCAUGGCCGCACAUGACGAACGCCGAACUACGCCAGGCCUGCUUCGAGUUCGGUUUGACGGCUGCGCCAUCGACGAAAGGAGACACCACGUCACCGUUUCCUGCAGCCGCAGCUGGCUCUCCGCCUACCCUUGCGCGUCGUGGCCGAUCUGCUCCACUGCCGUCGUCGGCAGCAGCCUCCCUGGCAUGUGCGCGGAAGUCGGCUGUGUCUCAUGAGUUUUCACCGGUGCGGGAUCUGUUUGGACUGCCGACGCUGACGACAGCGGUCCCCCACACGUGCAGGGAGCCGCCACACACGGCAGCAAAAACCGGCGAUGGUGCGCCACAGCUGCCGGACCUGCCCUCAUCCGUUUGCGUUUUCACGCAACCCGAGAACGGCUCUGGCGGCACCAGAGUCGGUGCUGCUGCUGCGGCGGCGGCAGCAGGCGAGCAUGUGGAUAUCCCGCAACGGCACCAACGACGAGCUGGCUUGCUGGAGCGCGAAUCGUUGCUGGAGGCGCUGCGGCUCCUCGCUACACGGCUCCGCUUUCGACACACUGUUGCACCCUUCUUUCUGCACCGCGUGGCGCGGCUUAGCGGGCUGCCCUACAAGCGCAUGCGUGCCGCCGACCUCUUGGACGAAGGCGCUGUACUCACCCACGAUGACCUCAAGCAGACGCGACUCCGCUACAAGGCCGAGGAGCAGGCGGAGGUGGAGCGCUGCAUCGUAUCCGCCCUCAUGGCCGAGGCGGCCGAGGCGAUGGAGCAGGAUGCACAGCGCGCCGCGUCUCGAUGGACAACGCUCCCCGUGUUCGCAGCGGAAGGCGGAAACGGCACCAAGAUUCAAGUGACACCUGCCCGCAGCGCACUCGCAUCCCUCCCAGACGGCGGGGUGCGGUGCUGCUACGACCAGAUCCUUCUACGAGAGCCUGUGAACGUUUGUGCGGCGGUGGCUGUCGUCCAGAGAUCCUUCCCGCACAUCGCACAUACCCGUGUGCAACAGCUCCUCGCGGCGAAUGAGGUGAUUACGGAGGCGGUCGUCACAGUUUCGAGGCGUUCGCCUUCGCCGCUACCCCAGUUAGCCAUCACACCACAGCUCGAGGCAGGACAGGCGAUCGCAGUGCCUCGGCCCUCCGGUGAGUUGAUGGGCGACGCGACGCCCUCGAUGCAACAGACGGACGGUGGCGACAUUCGGCUCCACCGCGGCCGCGGCGCCGUCCACUCGCCGGCCACGACGACGCCUCUCCCGCAGGAGGAGCGGCAACGUGCGAAUGCACGGCGCUACUUCGCGCAGCGGGGUUACAUGACUCGCCGGCAGCGCGGCGGCUGGGGCCGUGGCCGCCGCUGA